GUUAACCUUACAAUAUUUAGACAAAGUUGUAGGUAGUUAAAUUUUAUAAAAACAAAGCAACGAAUAAAAUUAAUCACAUUUUAAAGAGAUAUUUAAUUAAAUGUAUUAGUGGUUUUAAAUGAAUAACGGAAACGUGUUUGACGAUGCCCUUUUUAACAUUUUGAAGGAAUGCAAAACCCUCCCAACAUUUUUAGACACAAUUUUUGGUUUUCUCCGCCGUAGGACUGACUUUUAUGUUGUUGCUGUAGACCCCAUAUCUCCAAUAGGACUACCUCCUGGCUGGGCUGAAAAUUUGGUCAAACAGGCUUUUUUAAAAUAUAAACCACAUAACAAACGUGAUACAGAAACUCUACCUGAAAGUCAAGUACCUUUACCAACAGUUGAAACAGAAGUUGUAACCUCCAGUAUUGAAGAUCAAAAUAAGAGCGACUUAAAUGGAAUAGACAUCAGUGUAAAUAAAUGCAUUAAUGAAGAAUUAAAGGAAAAAUCGAAUUUCCAUUCCUCAGAAAGUUACAAUGGUGCUGUGUAUAAUAACUACUCAUGGUCCCAAACAAUAACAGAUGUAGAUGUAGUUAUAAAACUACCUGAAAAUUUGACAACUAAAAAUUUAAAUGUUGACAUUGGGCCCCAAAAAAUUGAUAUUACUUUAAAAGGAACAGGUGAAAGUUUGUUUUCUGGAAUUCUGUGUCAGAAAAUUAAGUAUAAUGAUGUGCUAUGGGCUUUGGAUAAAAGAAAAUUAAAUAUUCACUUAGAUAAGGUACAGGAAAUGUGGUGGAACUGCUUGUUACAAAAUGAACCAAAGUUGGAUAUUUCUAAAAUUGAUUGCUCAAGACCAUUUGAAGAACUUCCAGAAGAUGCACAGGCUAAAAUCGAAGAGCUGGCUUGGAAUCAGGAAAGGAAAAUACAAGGUCUUCCUACAAGUCAAGAACUGGCAAUGCAAGAGACUUUAAAAAAAGCAUGGAAUGCUGAGGGUUCCCCUUUUUCAGGUCCUUUUGAUCUUAGCAAAGUUGAAAUUAACUGAUUUCAAAUUGAUUUUAUCGUUUUUAAAAAUUUUAAAAGCAAUCAUGAACAUUUUAAUUGUAAUUUACAAAUGCCAACUUUAUUUUUUUUUACAUUUUUCUUUUUACAAAAAUAAUACAGCAAGUACAAAGAACCAAUCGUACAUUUAUUUCUGCAAAAUUUUAGGAACUCCUUACAAAAUAUAUUAAUUAAUAAACAAUCACAUACGUUUAUUGGAAAAAACACCGUUCACUAAUAAAUAAUAACAGUAAAACAGACAAACAAACGGUAUAAUAUAUAUUUUAUAAUCUACAUUCGUUUUUA
Molecule: messenger RNA, 1323 nt
Organism: Agrilus planipennis (emerald ash borer)
Lineage: Eukaryota; Metazoa; Arthropoda; Insecta; Coleoptera; Buprestidae
Product: nudC domain-containing protein 3
Exons: 3
Coding region: 119-1021 (300 amino acids)
Biological process (GO): protein folding
Cellular component (GO): cytoplasm
Source: RefSeq, a predicted model, not a curated record